Molecule: messenger RNA, 969 nt
Organism: Postia placenta MAD-698-R-SB12
Lineage: Eukaryota; Fungi; Basidiomycota; Agaricomycetes; Polyporales; Adustoporiaceae
Exons: 6
Coding region: 84-788 (234 amino acids)
Source: RefSeq, a predicted model, not a curated record
GAUUCUCAUUGCUCAUCGCCAACAAAGCUUCGGCUCCGGCACAGACCACGCCCCACUAGAUCGUUCCCUUGUUUGUAGAAAUCAUGCCCGCAGAAGCUUCCUCCUCGACAGGUAGCAAGCCCUCGACCUCUACUGCUCGGAGCGGUCCUUCAGGUGCAGACGACAUUGAGAAACUGCUCAGCAGGGAGGCAACUGCAUUCCAGCGAGAGGUAGAGGUCGAGCGAAUUCUCAAAGCCUUCAAGCUGAACCCAUACGAGAUUCUAGACAUAAAUGAUGACGCAUCCCCCGAAGAAAUCAAGAAGAAAUAUAGGCAGCUCUCGCUUUUCAUCCAUCCUGACAAGACCCCCCACGCACGCGCCCCAGAUGCAUUUGAUCUCCUCAAGAAGGCCGAAUCUGAGCUUUCCGACAAGGCAAAGCGUGAGGAAAUCGACGCAGUCAUCAACCAAGCCCGCGCUAUCCUUCUGAAGUCCCUUUUGCUUCCCACCACCACUCCUGACAGUGACCCUCGUCUGCGAAACUUGGCGCCACCCUGGCGUCAGCAGCUUCUUGCGAAGGCAAAGGAACUCCUCAUAGAUGAGGAAGUCCGCAGACGGAAGGCUGUCAAAAUGAAUCUUGCAAACGAAGGACUGGAGGCUCGGAAGAAAGAAGAGGAGGUCUCUGCAAAGAAACGUAAAGCCGAGGACGACGCACGGUGGGAAGAGAACCGCGAGCAGAGAGUUGACAGUUGGAGAUCUUUCGCUGCCUCGAAGAACAAGAAGAAGAAACAGAAAAUUGCCAUCCUCGGCUAAUAUCUCAUAGGAAGUACACUUUUUGUAUGGCCGCAUCAUAUGUGCAUUGCACCCACUUCCAGUUCGGACGCCUCAUUAGUGCGUUAUAUAUGUUGCAGAGUGCUCUGAUCAUAAAUUUCAUACAUAGAGGCGUCUGACCUUGUAUAUUACAGCUGAAGUAUAAGAAUACCAUCGGAUUCGU